Messenger RNA from Diospyros lotus (date-plum), 1816 nucleotides. RefSeq lists its product as uncharacterized. Gene Ontology annotation, molecular function: ubiquitin protein ligase activity. The record is from RefSeq and is a predicted model, not a curated record. The transcript is spliced from 8 exons. Lineage: Eukaryota; Viridiplantae; Streptophyta; Magnoliopsida; Ericales; Ebenaceae. Gene Ontology annotation, biological process: positive regulation of ERAD pathway. Bases 175 to 1524 code for a protein of 449 amino acids.
UUAUUAUCUCAGCUCACCCACCCACCCACCACCACCCUUCUCGCUCCUUUGACUUCUCUCUCAUCGGAGUUCUUUUUUCUCAUCACCAGAGAGAUAUUUUCCUCCCCUUUCUUGUUCAAAAGAUUUAGGGUUUAUAUAAAUCUAUGUAUGUAAUAAUAUAGGUUUUAGCUUGAGAUGGAGUCUUCGAGUGGUGCCGAUUCCGGGAGUGGCGAUGGAAAUUCGAGAAGGUUCGGUUUACAAUUACCGGCGUUGAGCUACUUGCAGGCGCCGCUGAUGACUCUACUGGAAUAUUCCGGCAUUUUCAGGGCGACGCCGGAGGGCCGCCGCGAGGGAGAGGGCUUGCUGGCCGAUGGCGGCGACGGCCGGCUCCGACGCCACCUGAGCGGCUCCGGUGCGGCGAGCGGCAGCGGGGAGGUGUCGAUAAGGAUAAUUGGCAGAGAGGAGCAGGACGGCGGUGGAUUCGACGGGAGCGAGGAGGAUGUCGGGCAGAUUGCCGGCGUGGCGGGGCCGAGGUUGGACAGGGAAAAUGGGAGGGAAGGUGUUGGGGACGGAGAGAGGAUUUCGCCGGGGGAAUCUUCUUCGGCGCCUGAAGACGGCGGAGAUGGGGCUGGUGGCGGUGGUAAUAGGGAGUCGUCGUACCAGAGGUAUGAUAUACAGCAAGUGGCAAGAUGGGUGGAGCAGGUUCUUCCGUUUUCUCUGCUCUUGUUGGUGGUCUUCAUUCGCCAGCACUUACAAGGUUUCAUCGUUACAAUUUGGAUAACUAUUUUUAUGUACAAGUCAAAUGAUAUUCUUCGGAAGCAGACAGCCCUAAAGGGUGAGAGAAAAAUAUCUGCUCUAGUUGGCAUUUCUAUGGGUUUUAUGCUUCAAGUGAUUGGCGUUUACUGGUGGUAUUGGAAUGAUGAUCUCUUGUAUCCAUUAUUUAUGGUUCCUCCUAAAGAAGUACCACUUUUCUGGCAUGCUGUAUUCAUCAUCCUGGUAAAUGACACAAUGGUGCGGCAGGCUGCUAUGGCUUUGAAGUGUGUGCUGUUAAUGUAUUACAAGAAUGGCAGAGGCCAUAAUUUCCGCCGGCAGGGUCAAAUGUUAACUCUAGUUGAGUAUACGUUACUUCUAUACCGUGCAUUGUUACCGACUCCUGUCUGGUAUCGGUUCUUCUUGAACAAAGACUAUGGAAGCCUCUUUUCAUCAUUGACUACAGGAUUGUACCUAACUUUCAAGCUUACAUCUGUUGUUGAGAAGGUCCAAUCCUUCUUUACUGCCUUGAAGGCAUUAUCACGCAAAGAAGUCCAUUAUGGGUCUUAUGCUACGACAGAACAGGUAAAUGCAAUGGGAGACUUGUGUGCAAUUUGCCAGGAGAAGAUGCAUGCCCCAAUUCUACUUCGUUGUAAACACAUUUUCUGUGAAGACUGUGUUUCAGAAUGGUUUGAGAGAGAAAGGACCUGCCCUUUGUGCAGAGCCUUGGUUCGACCUGCGGAUCUGCGUUCAUUUGGGGAUGGAUCAACAAGUUUGUUCUUCCAACUGUUCUAAACUUGUGUCAAAAGCAUGUAGAUUCCCCCCUCAAAGGUGCUUCACUCCCCCACUGUCUCUCUUCUAGGUUUUAGUUUUGAAAAUUGCCCCAUUCUUGGGGUUUCCCUGAAAGGGCUGGAAGGUACACCAGAACUAACAAAUGGAUUGACAAUGUGUUCUCUAUGUUGUAAUUAUCUAAGUUCAAUGUCCCUUGCCCCUGAGCUGAAGGAUAUUUAAGAAGCUAAUUAGCAAAACUCAUUUAAGAACAUUGUUAACACCCAAUGAAUGAAAGUUAUGCUUGCUCUGUUAUGUA